GUCUAUGGGUCUGAACUUGUCAGUUUCAGAAGGUCCCGCCGACAGAGGUGGACAGAGGCCGGGAGAGGUUCAGGAGCAUGACCCAGCUGGUUAAGAGGGGCUCUGGGUGAGGAGCCCCACCAGGAGCUGGCCCGGCACUCCCACCGUUACCGGGUGGAAUGCUAUGGAAUAUGAUGAGAAGCUGGCCCGGUUCCGGCAGGCCCACCUCAACCCCUUCAACAAGCAGCUCGGGCCACGGCAGCAUGAGCAGGGACCCGACAAGGAGGCCCCAGACGUCACUUCUGAAGACACCCUUCCCGAGCUGCCACCUGUGGAGCCGGAGUUCCGCUGCCCGGAGCGUGCAAUGGACCUUGGCCUGUCUGAGGACCACUUCUCCCGUCCUGUGGGCCUGUUCCUGGCCUCCGACGUCCAGCAGCUGCAGCAGGCAAUCGAGGAGUGUAAGCAGGCCAUCCUGGAGCUGCCCGAGCAGUCCGAGAGGCAGAAGGAUGCGGUGGUGCGGCAGAUCCACCUGCGGCUGAAGCUCCAGGAGCUGAAGGACCCCAGUGAGGAGGAGCCUGACAUCCGUGUCCUGCUCGAGCACCGCUUCCACAAGGAGAAGAGCAAGAGCGUGAAGCAGGCCUGUGACAGGUGCCACGCCGUCAUCUGGGGGCUCGUCCAGACCUGGUACACCUGCACAGGGUGUUGUUACCGCUGUCACAGCAAGUGCCUGAACCUGGUCUCCAAGCCCUGCGUGAGCUCUAAGGUCAGCCACCAGGCGGAGUACGAGCUGAGCAUCUGCCCUGAGACCGGGCUGGACAGCCAGGACUACCGCUGUGCCGAGUGCCGGGCGCCCAUCUCCCUGCGGGGCGUGCCUAGCGAGGCCCGGCAGUGCGACUACACGGGGCGGUACUACUGCGGCCUCUGCCACUGGGACGACAUGGCCGUCAUCCCCGCGCGCGUCGUGCACAACUGGGACUUCGAGCCCCGCAAGGUGUCCCGCAGCAGCAUGCGCUACCUGGCGCUCAUGGCAUCGCGGCCCGUGCUCAGGCUCCGAGAGAUCAACCCACUGCUUUUCAGCUACGUGGAGGAGCUGGUGGAGAUCCGGAAGCUGCGCCAGGACAUCCUGCUCAUGAAGCCAUACUUCGUCACGUGCAAGGAGGCCAUGGAAGCACGGCUGCUGUUGCAGCUCCAGGACCGGCAGCAUUUCGUGGAGAACGAUGAGAUGUACUCCAUCCAGGACCUCCUGGAGGUGCACCUGGGCCGUCUCAGCUGCUCGCUCACCGAGACGCACACGCUCUUCGCCAAGCACAUCAAGCUGGACUGCGAGCGGUGCCAGGCCAAGGGCUUCGUGUGCGAGCUCUGCCGAGAGGGUGACGUGCUGUUCCCCUUUGACAGCCACACGUCCGUGUGCACCGACUGCUCCGCCGUCUUCCACAGGGACUGCUAUUAUGACAACUCGACCACGUGUCCAAAGUGCGCCCGGCUCACCCUGAGGAAGCAGUCGCUCUUCCAGGAGCCUGGCCCGGAUGUGGAUGCCUAGGGCACUGGGGAAGCACCAGGCACCCACCUGCCUAUCUGUGCCCACCUGCUGGUCAUUGCCGAAGUCAAGGUGUUCGCUCUGCUCUGGAGACCCCUGGACGCAGCCCCCAGACCUUUUCCGGCUCUGUGGACCAGGACAGGGACAGCAGUACCCUGAGGGCACCACCUCACUCCCAGGGCCUUGCUGGAACUUGGCCCACUGGUCCCUGGCUGUUACAUGGGUAGGUGUGCUGCUGCUACGAGGGGUCUGAUGUGGCUCUCAUCCCUCUCCAUCGCAAGACUCCAUGGCAGAGGCGUGGGGGAGGACUUCUCCCUUCCCCAUGGUACAGAGCUCCCAAGGCUUCUGCCUUGCGUCUGUUAGGGCCUCUCUGGACCCCCAGAGGGCUGCAGGGCAGUGGCCAGUGAGACCAGAGGAUGCCAGCUGCGUACACUCAGCUUGGGCCUGGUCUGAUCGUAGAGAAUGAUUUAGGCUCUACCUGGAGGGCUUCUCCAGACCCUCAUCUCUCUGGCUUCUAGUAGUCUCUGGCUGGACUCCUGCUCAUCCCCCCUGGACCUACUCCUGUCUUGGCCUCCAGAAGCUC
Tupaia belangeri chinensis (Chinese tree shrew) is the source of this 2099-nucleotide messenger RNA. It is a transcript of the gene DEF8, whose product is annotated as differentially expressed in FDCP 8 homolog. The transcript has 12 exons. The coding region runs from base 164 to 1519 and encodes 451 amino acids. NCBI's taxonomy places the organism in Eukaryota, Metazoa, Chordata, Mammalia, Scandentia, Tupaiidae. The record is from RefSeq and is a predicted model, not a curated record.